CAGAGGGUGGUGCUGGGUGCCACACCUGCGGGGCGGUGCUGGCAGCCUGUGGUGGCACUGCCUGCCCAGGGCCGCUCGGAGCCAGCCAUGCCGGGGAUGCUGGCCGCGGGGCAGAGUGACUCUGCCGCCUGGCCAGCGGCUUGCCUGGCUGGGGAGCCGAGCUGUGUGUCCUGGGGGCUCUGGAUGCUGGCUGCGCUGUGCUGGAUCACCGCCCGCUCCCUGCUGUCCUGCGAGUGCCCGGGGCAGGGCCAUCGGCAGCCGUCCGUCCUCUGCCUCCUGUACAGCUUCCUGGGCCACAUUUGCAACACGGUUGGGGCGCUGCUCGCCAGCCAGCUCGGCAUCCAGAUCCUCACAGGCACCUACAUGGCUGUGGCCGAUAUUGUCCGCUUCCUGCUCAUCCUCUUUCCCCCGUGCCCGCCUGAGUCCCAUAAGAUAGCAGGUCUGCCCUGCCGGAGGAGGAGGUGGCGGCGGCUGCGGGGUGGUCUGCUCGCCCUCACCCUGCCCCUGUCUGUGGGUGCUGGCAGGUCUCUGCUGGUGCCCAGCCCCUGGCCCUCCCGGGGGCAGCUCAAGGGAGCCCAGCGGAGGCUGCUCGGGGCAGUGUUCGAGGACAACAGGGAAGCGCUGGGCUUUGUCCUGGGGCUGCUCUCUGCCUUUGUUGCCCUCACGGCCAGGAUCCCCACACUCUCCAGAGCAUGCAGGGGGAAGGCAUGCCAGUGGAGGCGGCUGUGGGCCACCCUCUGCUCCGCCGCAGCCAGCGUCCUCUACGCAGCAGCGAUUGUCACCUACAACCAGCAGCCUGCGCACGUCCUGAGGGCCCUGCCCUGGCUCCUGAUCGCCCUGGGCUCGGCUGCGCUGGAUGUGGUCCUCCUGUUUGUCACCUGCACGGCCAAGAGCCAGAUGGGCCAGCGGCUUGUACCAGAGGUCCCUGAUGCUUGGGUCCCCCUGGCUGGAGAUGGAGAGGAAGGUGACAGAAGAGCAGUGGAAGAAGAGGCUGUGAACUGGGCCCCACUUAACAUGUUUCCAAAACCCAGGUCUGGGCCCAGAAUGGUGGCAACCAGCCACUGCUUAGACCUGAUGAUCAGGCUGGUGCAGCAGACUGGUCACAGUGUGGCGAGGCUGCCCAGGGAUGCACAGAUGGGUGCAGCAGGCCCCGUGCCACCGCAGCCCCCUGCCUGCCCCCCGCUCCCGGCCCUGCACACUGGGCUCUCCUCAUCCAGCUCUUCUGACGCUGCCUCCGUCAACUCGGAGCUCGAGGUGCUGGCUGCCGUAAAGGAGACUGCUGCUGAUUCCUGCAAUGGGGAGGUGAAUUUCUUGCCCUGGGAUGAUUUUGUGCCUCAAAAUGUGUGUGGUGCAGACCAGAGGAAGCUGCAGAAAUGUAGGAGACAAUGCAAAGGUCAGGAGGGAGCAGCCAGUUUGCAUUCACAGGGCUGAGCACGUUGAAGCGCCUUGGGCCACGUGGGCACUGGUGAGGCUGCAGCUGCAGUGCGGGGAUCCCCAGGACCCUGCAGCCUAUGCUGAUGGAUUUAUUGCACAUGAAGUACUGCUUUGUCUCAAACCUCAUCUAUCUUUCAAACCCACCUGUUGUGCCCUGCUGCCCAGCCCUGGGUGGCCUGGACACUCAGUUGGAGCAAGAAGAUCCAGGAUGAGGGCUUGGGGACCUGCUUGGCUGCUCUCCUGCUCCUCUCUGGUACAGAGCACAGGGGAAGAGAAGAGCUUUCCGCACAGGAGAGCAGUGGAGAGCAAAACUGGGGCCAGUUUGUUCCCUGCAGCUGGAGCUUAGCUCUUUGCCCCAGGGUGGGUGGUGGUGGCUCCUACAAGGAGCACAUCAGGGAAAGAGCCUUUGCUAUAGCCCUGGGCUGAUGAUGUCUCCCACAGUCUUUUCUGAGGUGCUGGUGGCUUGUAGCUGUCCCUCCUUCCCAAUGGCAUGCAUCCUGCCCUGGCUUCUGGACUCUGCUCUGGCUAAAUAAACUGGAAGGAAGAAAGAAACAGGCGACCGUAGUGUUUCAACACCAUGGUGAAAUCUCAUCAAGCCAUGCUGCCUGGCACUGCCAUCGCUCCAGGUG
Harpia harpyja (harpy eagle) is the source of this 2063-nucleotide messenger RNA. RefSeq names its product transmembrane protein 44 (gene TMEM44). The record is from RefSeq and is a predicted model, not a curated record. Bases 88 to 1431 code for a protein of 447 amino acids. NCBI's taxonomy places the organism in Eukaryota, Metazoa, Chordata, Aves, Accipitriformes, Accipitridae. The transcript is spliced from 10 exons.